Exophiala aquamarina CBS 119918 is the source of this 1347-nucleotide messenger RNA. RefSeq lists its product as uncharacterized. The transcript is spliced from 2 exons. Bases 1 to 1347 code for a protein of 448 amino acids. Lineage: Eukaryota; Fungi; Ascomycota; Eurotiomycetes; Chaetothyriales; Herpotrichiellaceae. The record is from RefSeq and is a predicted model, not a curated record. Gene Ontology annotation, molecular function: flavin adenine dinucleotide binding; sarcosine oxidase activity; saccharopine oxidase activity.
AUGGCAACAAAUAAAGACGCCUCGAUUGCAAUAAUCGGAGGCGGUGCCUGGGGCCUCUCGACGGCAUAUCAUCUCGUGAGAGCAGGGCACACCAACAUCAUCGUCUUCGAGCGUGGUCGGGAAAUUCCUUCUCCGUACUCCGCAGCAAAUGAUCUGAACAAGAUCGUUCGCGCACAAUACGACACCGAUUUCUACACGGAUCUUGGCUUGGAGGCAAUUGAAGGCUGGAAAACUCCUGACUUUGCCCCAUACUACCACCAAACCGGACAUUUAGUGACAGUCUCGGGACAAGCGCCGCGAAAGGCAGUCCAGCACCACGACGAGGCCUUCGCGUACGUAUCGCGACACCCAGUUCUUAGCGCCGGAGUCAAGCCUAUCAACACCAGGGCGGAGUUCAAAGACUGCGCUUGGCAGCUCACCGGCCCAUUGAACGGUUUCAAAGGCUACUUCAACAGGCUUGAAGGAUAUGCGCACUCGAGCAAUGCCCUCAGAGGCAUUUUCACCCUGCUUGUCGGCCAAGGAGUGAAAUUCCUACUCGGACCCGACGAAGGACAGGUGGUAGAAUUGCUCAACGAUGCCUCUGCUGGCAAAGAAGGAACCUCGCGUAGGUGCACUGGUGUCCGCACGAGAGGCGGAAAGCUACACACCGCGCAAGUCACGAUAUGCGCGCUGGGAGCAUACGGGGCAUCUCUCGUCCCGCAGCUCGGUACCUUCAACGUCGCGCGCUGCUGGUCCGUGGCACACAUCCAACUGACCAAUUCUGAAUGUGAUAUCCUGCGUGGUUUGCCGAUCGUCAACAUCCGGGACCUAGGGUUCUACUUCGAGCCCGACCCAGCGACGCGCCUGCUAAAGCUGUGCCAUCUGGGAGCUGGCUUCAGCAACACCGACCGCAGCACCGGGAUUUCUCUACCCCCGUUAAAUGACCAUGACUCCUCCUCCGCACAGACCUAUAUCCCGCUCGAAGACGAGCGGCAACUGCGCACCAUGCUGCGCGAGACGCUCCCCUGGCUCGCCAACCGGCCCUUCGUGGAUACCAAGCUGUGCUGGUUUAGCGACACGAGAGACUCCGAUUACUGCAUUGACUUUGUCCCCGACACGGAGAAGUCGCUUGUGGUCUUGUCUGGCGACUCCGGCCACGGGUUCAAGAUGAUGCCUGUCUUUGGGAAGUGGGUGAAGGACCUCUUGGCGAAAGGAGAACAGUCACUGUUGAGGUGGCAGUGGAAAGUGGUUGAAGAUGGUGCUUCUGGUGACUGGGGCAAUGAUGUCAGUUGGCGCUUUGGAGAGGCGAAAGAGUUGCAUCAGAUUGUCGAGGAGAGGAGUCGGAUGAUCAAGGCUAGACUUUCGUAA